UUGUUUAAUAAAUUCAGCCCCUUUGGUAGAAAACAAACCCUAAGCAUUCUCUUCACACUCUUCUAGUUCUCUCCUAUCUUCAACGUUCGGCCCCUCCCCUCCGAUCAGACGACGCCGCCGACCGCCGCUCACCCUCUCUUGGACGACGCCGCCGACUGUCCCUCCGUGACACCAGCUUUGUUGACUCCUGACAUCUGCUGUUUACUCUAUACUUUGUGGUGCUAUUGGUCCAUUCUACAUCUAAGCGAUCCUCGGGUUUCUUAACUUGACUCGCAAUGGGAAAGAAGAAAUUUUUCGACAAGAAGAAAUCGGCAACUUUCCAAUUACUUGCUCGUGACUCAUCUGAUCCCAAUUACGAUGGAACUGCUGCCACCGACCGUGUUUUUGUUCGUGUUGACAACCACUCUUAUACUCUCCCUGCCUUUGAUGAUGGUCCUGUCGAUGCUUCCGGUUCUGCCUGCUACGAUGAAGAUCCUAACUCAAUAUUUGCCGAUGCUUCUGAGGAUUAUGAUGAGGAAGAGAAUGGGGGUUUUGGGUCAUCUAUGCAGUCUCGUGGGGAAGUUGGUGGAACAUCGUCGUUACCGGAAAAUGUUAGAAGAGAGAUUUUGGAGCUUGGGUUCCCUGAUGACGGUUACAAUUAUUUGCUGCAUCUUCGGGAGAUUAAGAAUACUGGUGGUGGUUCGACAUUUUAUCAGAACCCCAAAGCCAAGCUGAAUCAGGUUCCACGCGAUGAGAAGGCUUAUGACGCCUCCAGAAUGGUUGUUUCUAAAAUGAACGUUGAUGCCGAUGAGAACGUCUACAAAGUUGCAUCCAAGAUUGUUGGAAUCAGGGUUCAAAAUGUUGUUGACCCUGAAAUAGCUGCACUUCUUGAUGAUGAUGAUUUAUCGCGAUUUGGUUCUGAUGUUGAGGACUUAGAAGAGGACUUUGUUGUUCAGGCAAACUUGUGUGAAGAUGGGGAGGGUGACGCAACGAACAAUAAGUUUAGUGUGGUUGAGGAUGAUGAGAGAAAGGCUGGAAGCCUUUUAGUUAACAACAAAUCUUUUGGUGACCACAUUUUUGAGGAUGCAGAUAUGGAACAUUUGGAAGAAGCAGGCGAUGGCAGCGAUGUUGAUAAGCCACGAACUCGUCGACUUUUGGACGAUCAAUUCGACACUCUGUUGAGCCGGGACUAUGCAUCUAGCAACUGUGAUGACACCGAUUGUGACGAACCCUGUAUAGCUGAAGAGGACGAGUCCCUUGCCCAAAAGCUCAAUCAUGCCCUUGGCAACCAUAGUAAGGAUGAUUUGGAACUUGAGCAAGGAUAUAAGGCUCCUGCAGAUAUAUUGAGUGGUAAAGAAGGAGUAGAAGAUAAAGAGCUUUUGCAGUCUGCCAGUGAUGUAAUUCACCGGUGUAUGGAAUAUGCUGAGAAAUAUCAAAAUGAAGAUGAUGGCAUUGAAGAUGAAUUUGUAUUUGAGGAAAGCAGUGAUGAAUCUGAAGUUUGGGACUGUGAGACUAUCGUCUCUACAUGUUCUAAUCUCAAUAACCAUCCUGGGAAGAUCAUGGCUCCUGAAAUGACCAGAAGGAAGAAGUUGGCUGAAACUGUCGCUGGAGCUCUUAAUUCCAAUAAUCCUGUGAUAACUCUUCGGGGGAAAGAGAAGCUACCGGUGAACUUUUUACCUCAUGGUCGAAAAGUCGAGAAAGUGAAAGAUACUAGCAACUUGAGAACUGAACCUCAGAAGAGGAAGUCGCAUGGUCAGGAGUCCAAGGAAGAGAAGAAGGAGAGAAAGGCUGCUAUCAAAGAAGCACGUCGUGAAGCACGCCGCACAAAAAAAGAAAUGAAGGGCCUUUACAAGGAGGAAGCUCAUCGUGCUCAGAAAGUAGUUGCUUUUUCUGGUCCAGCAUCUAUUCAUCUUAUGUGAGAGCGUUUCGUGAUGCUUCAGAAUUGAACAAGUUUUUCAUUCGUAACAAGGAAUCAAAGUACUUGGAGAAGUUUGCAGAACAAUACUUGUAUAGAACGAAGUAGCCAAUGAUCCAUGGAGAAAGGAGAGGAAAAUGAGAAAAGAGACAAUGUGUUGAAAGAUUUCUUGAUAUCCACCACAUACCACCAACCUGCUCUCUGAUCUGAUAGAUAUGGUUAGUCUAAAGAAGACAGCGUCCGUAAACACAUCUUGUGACGAUGUGUGUUUGAACGAAACAUAUUUAUAAUUGAAGUUUGCUUCAACUUGCAUACUUCUUUUCAAACCAUGAACUUGUAUUUUUGUUCUCCUCUAGCAUUUAAGUUGAGACGACAGUUAUCUAAAUUAAUGGACAAUUUAAGGACUAAAAUAGCAUAUACAAACAAUAACAUUUUAUUUUAGCUAUAGAAAGCUUAUAUAUUUUAUAA
Cucumis melo (muskmelon) is the source of this 2362-nucleotide messenger RNA. RefSeq lists its product as uncharacterized. Gene Ontology annotation, cellular component: preribosome, small subunit precursor; nucleus; cytosol. Lineage: Eukaryota; Viridiplantae; Streptophyta; Magnoliopsida; Cucurbitales; Cucurbitaceae. The coding region runs from base 276 to 1898 and encodes 540 amino acids. The transcript is spliced from 5 exons. The record is from RefSeq and is a predicted model, not a curated record. Gene Ontology annotation, biological process: ribosomal small subunit biogenesis; ribosomal small subunit export from nucleus.